UUAAUUAUUCACAAACAAGCCAAAAACAAAAUAAAAGAAAAAUGAUAAAAAUGGUGGUAAAAUUUGUGGUAGUGGUGAUGGUGUUUGCACAAAUCUUAGCUCCAAUUGCUGAAGCUGCUCAAGGAAGAGCUGUCUAUUACAACCCUCCCUACACUAGGUCUGCGUGUUAUGGAACACAACGUGAGACGAUGGUGGUUGGAGUCAGGAGUAAUCUGUACCAAGGAGGUCGAGCUUGUGGUCGGAGGUACAGGGUUCGAUGCAUUGGAGCUACAUACAACUUCCCUAGGGCAUGCACCGGUCGUACCGUUGACGUGAGGGUAGUUGAUUUCUGCCGCGAGCCUUGCAACGGUGACCUUAAUCUCUCUCGCGAUGCUUUCCGGGUUAUCGCUAAUACUGAUGCCGGUAACAUCCGCGUCGAGUACACACCGAUAUGAAAUUGAUAUUAGAUUAUAAGCAAAGAAAGGUGAGAGAUGUUUUCGUGGUACUAUUCCAAUAAAUCGAGUAUGGAACUGAUAGGUAUGCUGACUGAAUAUGUAUGGAUGGUCAUGGAUGGUCCUUUGUGCUGAGAACAUUGUACUUCAAAUUAAUAAGAAUGAAUCUCAAACUUGUUUCAUGAAUUGGGUGUAGCCAUAUUUCAAUAACACUUCACAUAAUUAAAUGGAUGUGACAGUUUUAUAUUA
This is a messenger RNA of Camelina sativa (false flax), 680 nucleotides long. RefSeq names its product EG45-like domain containing protein 2. Gene Ontology annotation, cellular component: cell wall; apoplast. The record is from RefSeq and is a predicted model, not a curated record. Gene Ontology annotation, biological process: systemic acquired resistance. Lineage: Eukaryota; Viridiplantae; Streptophyta; Magnoliopsida; Brassicales; Brassicaceae.